GUAAAAUAAAUAACUGUGUGUAAAAAUAAAGGAUACUUCAUGUUGAAACGCUCAUAUUUAGCACCAAUGGUGUUCACUAAGUUGAUGGUUUAUAUUUAGCAUGUUGUAGUGUACUGGUAAACUUAGAAAGUUACCACUAAUAUACCCUCCCUUUGCAACCCUAGUCAGGCUACAGUGUUGUUCUUACAUGUAAAGGGAAUCUUUUCGUAAGAAAUCCAGCACUACCGGACAUUUUACAGAAGGCAGAGAGGACAACGGGUAGAGGUAAGAGGGGGACUGUCUGUCAGGCUAGCUGGGCAGCCCGUCUCUGGGGUAACGUCAUGGUUAAGGACAGAUCAGGUCUGUCAGGCUAGCUGGGCAGCCCGUCUCUGGGGUAACGUCAUGGUUAAGGACAGAUCAGGUCUGACAGGCUGCAGUGUUGUUGUUCUUAUAAGUCUGAUCUGAAGAAAUCCAGCACUAACUGACAUAUUGCACAGUAGAGAGGGCAGAGGUUAGGGGAGAACAUGGAGGGACUUAUGACCGUCCUGGGUAAUGUCAUGGUCACCCAAACCCCCGGCUGUCAGAGACUGUCUGUCAGUACUGUUUUAUGUGACACAUAAACACAUUUUGCUUUGAAGUGAUCUGAAGGUGAAAGUUAGGGUUAGGAACGAUCCCGGUUUGGCCUGGAAUUUCCAAAUACAAAUCAAAUCAAAUCGUAUUUGUCACAUUCUUUGUAAACAACAGGUGUAGUCUAACAGCGAAAUACUUAGUUACGGGUCCUUUUUCCAACAAUGCAGAAUUAAAGAUUACAGAUCCAUAAAAAAGAAAGACAUGUUGAACGUCUUCCCGUAAGUGAACAUUAAAUGUCUGAGUAGUGUAGAGUACCACAUGCUACUGUAUACCCAGUGCUGUAUCAUCUGAACAACACAGUGGUUGAUAUAUUCCAUAGGUUGACCCAUGAUGCUGAUUCCCAUUACAUCUGGUGUCGUAGCUAUUAGGGAACAGUGUUGACGCCCUCUUCAUUCACUUACUUUGUUGGCCAUUAGUCAGUCAGACGAGAGGCCAAUGGUUUUUACCUCAGAGCUGAGUGCUGCCCCUGGGUGUAAGUCACACCACUCUGAGAGGGAGAGAGAGAGGGGGAGGUAGGGAGGAGGUGGGGGGAGAGGAGCAGCGGGGGUUGCUAUACUUGGCAAUCCAGAGGGAUUAGUGACAAAGAUGACUGGGAUGUCUGGGUCUUUGUGUGUGUGUGUGUGCUAUGUAUGUCUGUACCUGGUCAGCUGACAUGUUCCCAAAUCCAAGCGAGAAAGCUCUCAUUAUCAUUGUCACGCUGUCACGGCGACUGUGUCGCUUCACCAGGGAUCUAUUUAUAGCAGCGCCACUGAGGUGGAGGGAUACGCUCUAAGAGUGGAGGGAUACAUCACAUUCUGUCGCUGAGUGUGAGUGAUAAUGUUGAAGUGCUUUGACAUUAGAGAGGAAAUAGUUCCCUACAGUCCAGUCUAGGUUUACAGUCUGUGGCUGAAGUAGGGUCAAUUAUUUUCAUUGACCUUAAAAGUCUUCCAAAAAGAGGGAAGAAGACAGCAACAGCCUAGAAUGGACUGCAUUUCUGUAUGAUCCUUUCUCAGAUCAUUGUGCUGUUUUCUUAAAAGCGGACAUGUUUUUUCAUAUUUGUAAUUUUAGAUAAGAGCAUACCUGUAAUUGAUUAUUUUAAUCAGACUUUUACUAGUGUAAAUAAUACAUGAAGUACAGUGAAAUAUUACACGAAUCGUAUGAUGUUUUAACAGUAAUAAACAUACUGAUGCAUUUUUCUUAUUUCUCUUUAUUUUAGGUAUUUCCACCCAGGAAAUCAAUCACAGGACGGGUGGUCCACAUCUGCAACCUCCCCGAGGGCAGCUGCACAGAGAAUGAUGUCAUCAACCUGGGACUGCCCUUCGGGAAAGUCACCAACUACAUCCUCAUGCGCUCUACCCACCAGGCGUUUGUGGAGAUGGCGUACAUUGAGGCGGCCCAGGCUAUGGUUCAAUACUACCAGCUGACUCCAGCCACGAUCAACGAUCAGAAACUACUGAUCAGGAUGUCCAAGAGAUACAAGGAGCUUCAGCUCAAGAAACCAGGUAAAGACGUUGAUUCAAUCAUCCAGGAUAUCAACUCUCUGAGGGAAAGGGACGAGAUGCAGGAGAUUGAUCACUACAUGCCAGAGAGAGCGCGGUCCCGUAGUCCCAUCAGCCGCUCUCUGAGCCCUCGCUCCCACAGCCCCAGCUUUACCUCCUGUAGUUCAGCCCACAGCCCGCAGGGGGCACCCUGCCGAGGAGGCCCGGAACGGGGCUCCUGGACCGCCAAACACAUGAGAAAGGGGGACGAGGACAGAGAACGAGAGAGGGAAAGGGACGAGGUGCCAUGGAGGAACGGAGGUACAGUGGAUGACGACAGGCUGAACGGGAGGAUGCAGGAUCGAUGGAACAAGCCGUACCUGAAACCCUCCGACCGAGACCGGAUCAGUCCCAGAUCAGCGGACGAAAGAGGUGGAGGAAGAGGGGAGGGGAUGAGGGGGGGGAACAGGGGGGGAGACUGGUACCCCCACCCGCGGUGUAGCCCUCAGGGGAUGCCCCCCUUCCCUUCGUACAGGAACAUGGAUGAGGACUCCUACAAAACACAGCACGUGUAUAAGUCAGAGAAGCCCCUGAGGCCACAGUACCAGAGACAUGAGGAGGGGAGAGUCAAGUCAAAGAGGAGGGAUGGAGGGGACUACCACAGAUCCAGACACUCAGAGUCAGAGCUGGGAGAGGAGUCUUUACCCACCAGGACAGGAGAAGACAGAAGACAGAGAGGAGGCUCUCCGACAUGGGGAAGGAGCAAGAAACCCACCAUGAAACACGGGACGGAGAAACCGGAAAUAGAGAUUACUGAAAAUAACGGAGAAACCGCUGAGGAUCAGCGAUCCAAAGAGAAGUCUGUUUCUCCUCAACGAAGUGGCAAGCAUGAGAGAGAAAAAGACAGCGAGGUGGAGGAGUGGGAGAGUGGGGACGACACAGAGGGUGAGUGCUGGUACCCCAAGAACAUGGAGGAGCUGGUCACAGUGGACGAGGUAGGAGAGGACGACUCCAUCAUCGAACCGGACCUCCCUGAGCUGCAGGAUGACGAGGAUGUGUCAGCCUCAGACCUCCAAAAGGAUCCUACGGAGGAGGAGGAGGGAGAGGCUCCACGAUCAACCUCCACCCCCAGUCCCAGGCCCUGCUCUGAGAAGGAGUUAGCCCAGAGAGAGGAUACCGAGUUGGGUAGAGGAGGUGGGGUAGGUGGGGUGGUGGAUCCUAUACCUACAGAGCAGAAAGAUGGGGAGAUUAGCACAAACCCCAGCCCCACAGACCAGUCACUGCCACAGCCACAGCCACAGCCACAGCCACAGCCACAGCCACAGCCACAGUCACAGCCACAGCCACAGCCACAGCCACAGUCACAGUCACAGCCACAGCCACUGCCACAGCCACUGCCACAGCCACCCAUCCCAGUAGCCUCAGAACAGCUCAGUUCAGAUCUGGAUGAUUUCCCCAACCCGGAGUUCAAGGCAGCCCUGGAAGAGACGUGUUUGGAAGUUGAAGUAAUGAAGAGUGGAGCGCCGACGCAGGAGCUGGCGCUAACCAAUCACGCUGGCGCGUGUGAAAGCAGCAAGACCCAGGAUGUAAUACACAAGAUGGAGGACGUGGGGAGGGAAGUAACGGUCAUGAAGCCAGACAUACAGCAGCACAAGGCUGAGACUCCUAGAGUCAUCCAGAAUUCAACACAUGUCCCACGUCCUAUAAACCUGAUAGACAUAGGGGCUCCCUCACCUUCUAGAGGGCAGGAGAAGAUUAUCAGUGAACACAGCAUCCCUCUGGGGGUGGAGUUCAUCGUGCCCAGUACGGGGUUCUACUGUAAGCUGUGUGGCCUGUUCUACACCAGCGAGGAGACAGCCAAGACCUCUCACUGUCGUAGUACUGUCCACUACAGGAAUCUUCAGAAGUACCUGUCUCAGCUGGCAGAGGAGAGUCUACUUGGUGCACUAACUGACCCCUCAGCUACAGAGUGACCUCUGACCUAUACUCAUCAUUCGGUACUGUCAAGUUGAUAUGGUGGACAGCGUUGCGUGUGUGCUACAGACUGAGUGAUCUGAGCUUGCCAAGGACUACUCAACGAAAGAGACAUGAAUAAAUGACAUAUCGGAUGGAAGUCACACAGUGAAAUGCACUGGACCCAGAGAGAAGAGCGAUUCUCUGAGAAUUGCUUGGACUAAAACUCAUUGCUACAAAUCAAAUCAAAUGUUAUUGGUCACAUGCUCCAUAUACAGUAAUACAUAUUACCGUGAAAUGCUGACUUACGAGCCCAUUCCCAACCAUGCAGAGUUAAAAACAAAGACAAAUAUUUGCUAAAGAAAAUAGUAACGCAACAAAGUAACAAUAACGAGGCUAUAUACAAUCUAGCAAUAUGUUUGAUUUUGUACAUAGUAUAAACAAUACUGUAGUUUAAAAAGGUUCCAGUGUUAAUGUACUACGUUUGUGAAAAUGAAAACCGGUCACCAAAGAUUUGUGUUAAAAAGAUAUUUAUGUAUCUUUCACCCUUUGAUUUAUUUGCAGUAGAGAAUAAAUGUGUUUGUUUUUCAUCGUGGGAAUAAACACAGCCUUCUUUCUAGUCAUUAUUGUAGAAGUCAGACUCUGUGAUAUAGUGAACUGAAAGUCAUCCAUAUUAGUAUUUGUCCUGGUUCUGGUUCCAUGUUGUUCCAUGUAGCUGUACUCCAAGUAGUACUUUAAUCAUUUGGUUUAACUUGUCAUUUUAGUCUGUAAAGUGUUAGGGAUAUUACAUAGUGCGUUAUUAGAUGCAAAGUGCCUUGGAACAUGUCUGCCAUUGUUAGAUGUAGCGGUUUAGAAGUAAUCCUCAGGUUGGUUUAAUUCGGAUAUUUGAAUUUUGAAUGUAUAUUUCAUUACACAGUGUUUUUGUGUAUAACUGGAGGAUAUGAAGGCCUACACUUGUUAUACCUACUGUGUCUGUUCAUUGAGACAAAAUGGAAUACGGUUCCCGACAGACAUGGACAAAGACAUAUCAAAAUACAGAAAUCAUCCCAGUAUGAUGCAUUUUGCAUCAAUUUUGAAAGUUACAUAUCUUGAAAGGUUAAGUGCUGUAAAUGCUUUAGUCCCGAAAUUAUGACAAGCAGAACAUUUUGGGACUAUAUCAACAAUCGACUAAUGAAACAAAUACCUAAAAAUAUUUUUUGUGUGGAAUUUUCCUUUAAAUUGAGAUACAGUUUUGCCAAUGUAUCACCAUACGUUUUCUUCAGGUUUUCUUCUAUUGUGUUUUGUCCCGUAUUUAAUUUAAUUUAAAAAAUACUUUGACAACUUUGUGAAUUGUAAAGUUUGUCACAAUCAGGUUCAAUAUUUUGCAAAUGUCUAAAUAAUUUAUACAGUGCCUUUAAACUGUAGAGAGACUUGAACUGGACCAUGUGUGUUAUUUAAGAGUUAAAUGAAGUGUUAAGAGUUAAAUGAAGUGUUAAGAGUUAAAUUAAGUGUGAUUUUAAGUCAGUAUAAUAUAUUAUCGAGGCAGGGUUUGAAACUUGCUCUCUCUCUCUCUGUUUUCUACACUGUGAAUGUUGCUCCAAGUUUUAAGAUUGUGUUUAAGAUUUCGUUGAACUUUUCUUAUGGUUAUUUUCUGAUGAAAUCAUUUGAAUAAAAAUGUUAAGAGAGAAAGCUGUUUGUGUAUCAGUGGCGGAGGCUGAGGGGAGGACGGCUCAUAAUAAUGGCUGGAACGGCACAGAUGGAAUGACAACAAACACAUGGAAAACAUGCGUUUGAUGUAUUUCAUGCCAUUCCACCUAUUCCACUCCAGCCAUUACCACGAGCCCGUCCUCCCCAAUUAAGGUGCCACCAACCUCCUGUGGUGUGUGUGUUGCCAAUUUAGCAAUUUUCUCACAUUGAAUAAUGGGAUGCAAAAUAAUGAGUUUAGUUUAUUAGAUAAUUUGGAAAGCAAAACACAGUAAAAGACUACGUAAAUAAAUAAAAUCCUUGAGGAUGAGAAAAACUGCUACUUUCAUGUGCAUGAGGCAUUGUGACGUUCUACUGUUUGAGGGGAGCGCCCCCAGAUGUUAAGGUAGGAUAUUACACUUGUCAGACAAAACUAAUUGUAUAAUGAUUAUUCCUUUUGAUAGCACAGACUUGGUCAAGUCAAUUGCACUCUUGGACAUGAUCAUUGACAUUACACAUUACAGUCAAAUG
Oncorhynchus kisutch (coho salmon) is the source of this 6212-nucleotide messenger RNA. RefSeq names its product RNA-binding protein 20. The transcript has 8 exons. The record is from RefSeq and is a predicted model, not a curated record. Bases 1934 to 4039 code for a protein of 701 amino acids. Gene Ontology annotation, cellular component: nucleus. Gene Ontology annotation, molecular function: nucleic acid binding; zinc ion binding. Lineage: Eukaryota; Metazoa; Chordata; Actinopteri; Salmoniformes; Salmonidae.